Ostrinia furnacalis (Asian corn borer) is the source of this 1296-nucleotide messenger RNA. RefSeq lists its product as uncharacterized. Bases 1 to 1260 code for a protein of 419 amino acids. NCBI's taxonomy places the organism in Eukaryota, Metazoa, Arthropoda, Insecta, Lepidoptera, Crambidae. The record is from RefSeq and is a predicted model, not a curated record. The transcript is spliced from 2 exons.
AUGGAUAUCGCUAAAAAGAAAAAGCGGAUUAAAAGAACAACAAGAAAAACAAUAGCUGGUAUUAAAUUACCACCAAUUGAGCGAAUCGGUGACAGUGAUAUAAAAACUAUCGUCGAUGUUGAUCCAAGCUUCUAUUCCCUGGUGGAGGGUCGACCCAUUAGACCCAACAACUCUAUACACAAAUACAAGCAAAACAUAAAAGAAGUGGCAAUGAAAAGGACCGUUCACGGUUUUCUUGUAGACGAAAUUCUCAGAAUAGACAAAGAAAUUGAAAUGGAAAGAACAAUUUAUGAAACGGCCUCGAAACAUUUCGACGAGUAUCAAAAUAGUUUUGAUAAGUUUUUAGCACAUGACAAUAAUAAAACUAUUGCUGUUAUGAAGAAGUCCGAUACAAUGGCAAAGGAUUUGGCAAAUCAAACUGAGGAACAAAAAAAAGCUAACUUCGAAUUGGCCACAAUCAGAUCAAAACUGCAAUACAUCGACGAGACAUUAUCAAUUUUGCUGUCGUUCCAGACUUUCCUGUACAAAGCAUCUCCUUAUUUGUGGCAAGAAAAAAAUAAAAUAAAACUGGAUGAAAAUCGUACUGAAAUCUGUUUGAUGAAUUCAAAUAUUUUUACGAAAGUUGAUAUUGAUUUAGUAAAAGAAAGAUUAAGCCAACUGCCGCCUCCCCAGUUGUAUUUCGAGCAGCCUGAUCAACUGCUCAAAGUGUUCGGGGCACUAGAGAAACAAAAUCUGAAUUAUUUGCUUGUAACCGAAGAACUCACUGUGGAAAAAAAUAAAUUUCUGAAGGCGUUGGACAGUUUGAAGCUAUUGUUAAAACAGGAAUUAAGCUUCAUAGAGGAAAAAGUUAAGGAGACACUAGAGAUAAUUAAAUUGAAUGAAAUAAGAGAAAUUGAAGUCAAAGAGAUUUUCUACAGGAUUUUAGAAGAACGAAUUCAAUAUUUAGUCUCAUCUGAGAUGGCGUUGCAAAUUUUUAAUUACGUUGAGUUUGCUUAUGAACACUUGCUUGCACCAAAUGAAACUGGUCUCAGUACAUUGGAAAUGGCUCUAGCUCUGGAAACAGAAUACGACAACUUACAGUUGGAUAUAUCUGCGUUCGAUUUAAACCUUAUAAAAGCAAUAGAAAAAGAAACUUAUGAAAAUAGUGAUAAGGAAGUAAAACAAGCCAAAGAAGCUGCCAAAUUGCUCAGAGAUGUGGAUAAGUUGAGUAGAAGAAUGAAGUCUUCCUUUGAACCUUCAAGAAAGCAGCUUCAUUAUUAAUUAAAAAUUAACUCCAGAUUGCCAAAACAUAACGCC